Messenger RNA from Boleophthalmus pectinirostris (great blue-spotted mudskipper), 621 nucleotides. It is a transcript of the gene cenps, whose product is annotated as centromere protein S. Lineage: Eukaryota; Metazoa; Chordata; Actinopteri; Gobiiformes; Gobiidae. The record is from RefSeq and is a predicted model, not a curated record. The coding region runs from base 195 to 554 and encodes 119 amino acids. Gene Ontology annotation, molecular function: protein heterodimerization activity; chromatin binding. The transcript is spliced from 5 exons. Gene Ontology annotation, cellular component: Fanconi anaemia nuclear complex; FANCM-MHF complex. Gene Ontology annotation, biological process: replication fork processing; resolution of meiotic recombination intermediates.
GAAACGGUGCAAAACCCUCCGGAGCACAAGAGGGCGCGCUAAUUCGUUUUUGUUGACACUGUUUUUGCCGCGAGAUUCAUUUUGUUUUUACUCCUUAAAAUAAGUAAUCAUUUGGCUUCUUUUCUGGUUUAAAUAGCGGUACAAACUAUUCCUCCAUUCGCUCUAUUUAAUUAAUUUCUUCAUUUCGAAACGCCAUGUCCCUUGAUAAAGACGAGACGCACCAGAGGUUGAAGGCAGCAGUACAUUACACAGUGGGUCGUCUGUGUCUGAAGAUCGGACAGGAGCAAAGUAAAGAGUUCAGUCGACAAACCAUCGCAGCUAUAGCAGAGACUACUUUCAGACAAUGUGAAAACUUUGCCAGGGACUUGGAGGCAUUUGCCAGACAUGCAAAAAGAACCACUGUGUCUGCAGAUGAUGUCAAACUUGUGGCUCGUCGCAGCACAGCUCUAUCCAUGUACAUACAGAACAAAAGUGAAGAACUAAACCAGGAAAAGAAGAGCACUGGGAAGAGGAAAAGUAAAGACACCGAGGAGAGCAGAGACCAAGGACUAUAGGCACAAGCAGCCCUGAACACUUCACCUCAGAUCAACAUGUAAAUAAAAUACUUACACAAGAAAACUA